CUCAAAUUACAAAUAUGCAAAAAUUGAACAAUGAAUCAUAUCCGAUAGAAUAUGUGAUAGAAGCUUAAAGUUCAAAAGCACCUAGUUCCUAGGAAUUUGAAUUUGAAACUCAAUCAUUUACUAGCAAGGAAGAUUUAUUAAAUAAUUAGAACUUUAAACCAUUUUUAUAAGAAAGAGAUUCUACAGGAAAAUUAGUAGGAAAAGAUAAAAAAUUACACUUUCUUAAAGGUUAAUAAAUAGUGCUUUAAACAUCAGGCUCUAAGAGACUAUAAGUAAAAUUAAUUUUAUUGUAAUUAGUUUUCAACAACAUCAAUUUUGGGUCUUAACCCUAGAACUGUAACAGCAGAUGAUAGAAGAUUUGCAAAACGAGAACCAUUAAAGAAUUUUAAAUUAAAUUUACAAGCAGAUUAAGGGUUUAUCAAACAGUUUAGAGAAAUAACAAAGCAUAUAAAACCAUAAUCAUAAAUGAAUAGUGGAUUUUUAGGACCUCAUAGAGACUAUUAUUAUAAAACAGUAUUUAGAAAAUUCAAUAAAAUAAGACAAAAACUCCAGGUCCAGGAGUAUAUUAAUCUCUUUAUAUAACAGCUUCAAAUCCAAUAGAAUUUCCAAAGAGUCCUUAAAUAAGUAGACUUACAUAACCAAAUUGCAGUAAAGACUUUUAUGAUUUUAAUAUGGUUCAGAAAAACAUUUCUGGACCAUCAUUUGUAAAGACUUAGAGCAGAGAUAGUGCAUAUUAAAGAGGAAUAUUUGCAUAAAUUGAAAUAGAAAAAAGAUAAACUUUGAAAUAAAAACCUGAAGAAUAUGAUGAAUAAAGAAUUGAUAGAGAAAUAGAUUAUUUAUUGCAAUAACAAUAAAAAUAUGGGAAGUUGCGUAAUAAUUAUAAUAAUUAAAUGAUUAGCAUAACCUAAUUUAGCUUGGCCAAUUCCUUUAUAAAAAAUAGAAAUGCCAGAUAAAGUACAUGGAUAAUGGACUAAAAUGCUGUAUAUAUUAGUAAAUAUAUAAUAUUAGUGAACGCUAUGGAUUUAAGAAAUAAACUGGGGGUAGAUUAAUUAAGAAUACAACUUCUAUGUGAUUAUAAUAUGUCGA
This is a messenger RNA of Paramecium sonneborni, 1086 nucleotides long. The record is from the annotation of a GenBank genome assembly. NCBI's taxonomy places the organism in Eukaryota, Ciliophora, Oligohymenophorea, Peniculida, Parameciidae.